This is a messenger RNA of Closterium sp. NIES-65, 2544 nucleotides long. The record is from the annotation of a GenBank genome assembly. NCBI's taxonomy places the organism in Eukaryota, Viridiplantae, Streptophyta, Zygnematophyceae, Desmidiales, Closteriaceae.
AUGACGAAGCAUCUGGCGGACUCGGACGAUUUGGCGGAGUGGGCGGAGCUGGCGGAGGCGGUGCUGGCGGACCCCGUGUACCGCGACCGCCUCGAGUGGUUCGAGUACGAACGCCGCUUGCACCGCGACGGCGCCGCUGCUGCCGUGCAGUACGCACGGGACGCGGGAUGGGUGGACAUGACAGACACGUUCGCCUGGAGCGGAGUGGACAUGGAGAUGCUCGGCACCUCCUUCACCAAGCCUAUACCGCGCACCAACACCUCCGGCACUGCUGCGCCCGCCGCACCCGCUGUCUUCCCAUAUUCCUCCGGUCCUGCAGGAUCUGGAGCCCCCUCUGUCCGAAAGCGCACAGCACGCGCCCGCCAGGGCCGCGCGGGGUUGGGCUGGCCUUCUGGGGUGAAUCUUGCGGCUGUACGCGCGCAGCAGGAGCAGCUGGCACGGCGGCAAGAGAGAAGGAAACGACAAUCUGAGAGGCGACAGCAGCAGACAGAAGGGGGGAAUGCAGGGGAGAGUGAAGUGGGAGGGAUUGAGGCAGCGGAUGAGGGGUACAUGAACCUUGAGAGUGUGAGCAGCGACUGGCUGCUGGAUAUGGUGCAGAAGCAGCAGGCGUCAAUUGAAGAGAAGCGGACCAAGGCAGGGCGGCAGGGUGAAAUCGCUAGUGAAGUCCCGCGGCACAGAGGACGCGCCAAGGGCGGAGGGCACGCUGGAGCUGGGUCGCGGCAAGGCGGCGGUGGCGGCGGGAUGGAGGCGGGAGGCGGCGUGCGGUCGGCGUCAAAGAAGAGCCCCUAUGUGGUCGGCGGGGCGGAGCGACGGCGAUCGGGAGGUCGUCAGCGGAAGAAGAUAGAGAUGCUGCAGAUACGGUACAGGCGGCGUCGUUUCCUGCUGCUGUUGGCGCUGCUGACACUGGUGGCGUUGUUCGCAUGGUUCGGCGACGACAUCAUGUCGCGACUAGAGGCGGUGCUCUCAUCAGACGGCACACACCGCCGCCUGCUGCUGCCGCGCCGCUCCACCUCCGCCGUACCACCGCCACUCGCCACGCGCUCGCUGCUGCAGGCGGGGGUGGGGAGCCCUGGGGCGCAGGCACCAGUGCAGGGGGAGGGCGAGGGCGGGGUAGCAGAGGGGGGCGAAUCGCACACGCAUGGGCGCGAGGCAGCGUCGCUGUGGCCUGAGCCCGCCCCCCAGGGCUGGGUGGCGCAUGCAGGCGUGCGAGACACCACAGUCUGGCCUGCGCCAGCGGAGGAGAGCAACGGAUUCGUGGUGGUGAGGUGCAACGGAGGGCUCAACCAGCAGCGCAGCGCGAUAUGCAACGCAGUGGUGGUGGCGCGCAUCAUGAACGCCACUCUAGUGCUGCCACGCCUUGACACCAAUGAGUUCUGGAACGACACCAGUGGCUUCGCCACGGUGUACGAUGUGGACCACUUCAUCGCCACGCUCGCCUCCGAUGUGCGCAUAGUCAAGGAGUUGCCGCCACACAUAACGGCCGACAAGCGCGCCAAGCUCGUCCGGCUGCGUCCACCGCGUGAGGCCCCAGUGCAGUGGUACGAGAGCGAUGCGCUGCGGGUGCUGCGGCGGCGGGGCGGGGUGUACCUGACACCGUUUGCGCACCGGCUGGCGGAGGAGCUGGGCGCGGGCAGUGUAGCACUGGAGCUGCAGCGCCUGCGCUGCCGUGCCAACUUCCACGCGCUGCGCUUUCACCCCGCCGUGCACACGCUGGCUGACAGCGUGAUGGCGCGCAUGAGAGCACGCAGCGCAGCGCUGGGCAUGCAGGGCCGCUUCAUUGCUGUGCACCUGCGCUUCGAGAAGGACAUGCUAGCGUUCGCAGGGUGCUUCAACAUAUUCUCUGAGGAGCAGCAGGCGGAGCUGAAGGCUUAUCGAGAAGCUAACUUUGCAGAGAAGGAGCUGGAGCAGUCCAGGAGGAGACGAAUCGGCAAGUGCCCACUCACACCACACGAGGUGGGGCUCACACUGCGGGCCAUGGGCUUCCCCAACAGCACGCUGCUGUACCUGGCAGGGGGGGCAGUGUACGGGGGAGAGGCAUUCAUGCGCCCCCUGCAGGCGCUCUUCCCCAACAUAGUGCGCCGCGCGGAUGUGGCCACGGCGGCAGAGAUGGAGGCGGUGGAGGGGCAUGGCAGGGCGCUGCUGGGACAGGCUGUUGACUACAUUAUGUGCACCAAGGCUGAUGUGUUUCUGCCCAGCUAUGACGGCCCCAGCAACUUUGCCAAUAAUGUGCUCGGCCACCGUCUCUACCUCGGGUUUCUCCCAUCGCUGAGGCCUGAUCGCCGCUCACUGUCCCGUGUGCUGGACGAGAGGGAGGCAGGCGGCAUAACAGAGGACGUGUUUGGUCCCGCUGUGAAGAACGUGCUUCGGAAGAUACCAUCGGCAUCACCCUUCCCCCGCCGCCAGGGCCACAUGGCCUUCUUUGCCGACCCAUGGCCUGAGUGCUUCUGCCAGAACCCAAGUACAAAUUCCAAUGCUGAAGCUGGCAAGAUACAGGCAAAGGAUACAUGUCCCCAGCACGUUGCUGAAGCGGUAGCAAACAUUUAA